Rangifer tarandus platyrhynchus (Svalbard reindeer) is the source of this 1638-nucleotide messenger RNA. Lineage: Eukaryota; Metazoa; Chordata; Mammalia; Artiodactyla; Cervidae. The record is from the annotation of a GenBank genome assembly.
AUGCCUCAGUUCCUGCUUUUCGCCUGCCUCUUCAUCAUAGUAACACUUGGGUCACCAAGGGCCCUAGACCCCUGUUCUGCUUACAUCAGUCUGAACGAGCCCUGGAGGAACAGCGACCACCCAUUCGAUGAGUCUCGAGGCCCCCCUCUAUGUGACAACAGUGUGGACGGGGAGUGGUACCGCUUCACAGGCAUGGCUGGGGACGCUAUGCCCACCUUCUGCAUACCAGAAAACCACUGCGGAACCCAUGCCCCUGUCUGGCUCAAUGGCAGCCACCCUCUGGAAGGUGAUGGCAUUGUGCAACGCCAGGCCUGUGCCAGCUUCAACGGCAACUGCUGCCUAUGGAACACCACUGUGGAGGUCAAGUCUUGCCCUGGAGGCUACUAUGUGUAUCGUCUGACCAAGCCCAGUGUCUGCUUUCAUGUCUACUGUGGUCAUUUUUAUGACAUCUGUGAUGAGGACUGCCACGGCAGCUGCCCGGGUACCAGUGAGUGCACAUGUGCUCCAGGAACCGUGCUAGGCCCCGACAGACAGACAUGCUUUGAUGAAAAUGAAUGUGAGCAAAACAAUGGUGGCUGCAGUGAGAUAUGUGUAAACCUCAAAAAUUCCUAUCGCUGUGAAUGUGGGGUUGGCCGUGUGCUAAGAAGUGAUGGCAAGACAUGUGAAGACAUUGAAGGAUGCCACAAUAACAAUGGUGGCUGCAGCCAUUCUUGCCUUACAGCUGAGAGAGGCUACCAGUGCGAAUGUCCCCGGGGCUUGGUGCUGUCUGAGGAUAACCACACUUGCCAAGUUCCUGUAUUCUGCAAGUCAAACACCAUCGAAGUGAGCAUCCCCAGGGACCUGGUUGGCGGUCUGGAGCUCUUCCUGACCAACACCUCCUGCCGAGGCGUGUCCAAUGGCACCCAUGUCAACAUCCUCUUCUCCCUCAAGACGUGUGGCACAGUGGUUGAUGUGGUGAACGACAAGAUCGUGGCUAGCAACCUUGUGACAGGUCUACCCAAGCAGACCCCAGGAAGCAGCGGCGACAUCAUCAUUCGAACCAGCAAACUGCUGAUUCCCGUGACCUGUGAGUUUCCACGCCUGUACACCAUUUCCGAAGGCUACGUUCCCAACCUUCGCAACACCCCGCUGGAAAUCAUGAGCCGCAGCCACGGAAUCUUCCCGUUCACUCUGGAGAUCUUCAAGGACCACGAGUUCGAAGAGCCUUACCGGGAAGCUCUGCCCACUCUCAAGUUGCGAGAUUCCCUCUACUUUGGUAUUGAGCCCCUGGUGCACGUGAAUGGCUUAGAAAGCCUGGUGGAGAGCUGCUUCGCCACCCCCACAUCCAAGAUCGACGAGAUCAUGAAGCACUACCUCAUCCAGGAUGGCUGUGUUUCAGAUGACUCAGUAAAGCAGUACACAUCCCGGGAUCACCUCGCAAAGCACUUUCAGGUCCCCGUCUUCAAGUUUGUGGGCAAAGACCACAAGGAAGUGUUCCUGCACUGCCGGGUCCUGGUCUGCGGGAUGCCGGACGAGCGUUCCCGCUGUGCUCAGGGCUGCCACCGGCGAGUGCGUCGUGAGGCAGGAGGAGAGGAUGCCAGCGGUCCACAGAGCCAGAUGCUGACGGGUGGUCCAAUCAGCAUUGACUGGGAGGACUAG